AUGCAGGCCUUGUCGCUGCUGGACGGGAUGCCCGGAGCCGAGCCUGCAGAAGUUAGAGUUGUCGGUUUUGGUUGGUUCGAAGUUAGGUUCACCACGGUGAUCUCGGCCUGUUCCAAAGGCAGCGAGUGGGAGGUGGCCAUGGGCUUGUUGCGGAGCAUGGCGCGACAAGAGGUUGAGCCAGACGCGAUUUGCUAUGCAGCCGCCGUGGCGCAUGUUCAAGGAGGGGACGAUGCGGCCGGCUUUGCGGAUCGACGUGGAGCCCUGGCGAUGCUCAAGGAGCUUUGGAUCAAGCGUCUCCAGCCGGAGCGCGAGUCACUGCGGGCCGCAGCUCUGGAAAUAGCAGGCACGACGGCCUUCUGGGCAGACUCGGCUCGUUCCACCGCUGAGGGUGCGCUGCAGGGAAUCAUCGACGAGGCAGGGCUGUGUGCACUGGAUGUCCCUCGCGGAAACUGGGAGGUCCUUGGCUGCAGCGAAGAUGGUACCAUGGGGGUCUGGCUCUUUAACGUUUGGCUAGUGGCGGCGGAGAGCCUGUGCUUUAUGGUUCGGUUGUUCCAGAGCCUUGUUCCGGGAAUUGCUGUGCUGGACGUGGGAGGACCAGCAGAUCCCACGGGUACCUCCUACAUACUCAGCAGCCAUCGGCGCAUGCGGGCGCGCACAGGACUGGCCAGCUGCACUGCAGCUGUUGCGCGACAUGCAAGGAUACUUGCUGGAGCUUCUGGCAGCCAGACCGUCCGCAGGUAUCCUACCCUGCCUACUCUGAUUCAGAGGCAAGACACCAAAGAGGAAGCCGCAGAAGCCACAUCCAGCGCGCCGUUGCGACGCGGGGGUGAAGAUUUGCUGAACUCCCUCGUGCCAGUGCCCAAUGCUGCGGCCGAGAGCGCCGGUCUGCAGUCACCGCCUGCCGCUUCGCUACGGACGCCCAGCGACCCGUCCAAGCCCUCGCUGGCGUCGCCGAGAGAGGUCAAGAUCCACUUCGAUACCCCCCGAGCUGCUCCCGCCACCAACAAGGCUGCUGGAGACAAGACGGGGCAAGCGAAGGAGGUGCCAAGUGCCACAAGUGCAGUCCCGGUACCUUCAAUGUCUCCUGGCAAGGCAUCUGGCCGGCCACGGGCGUCCAAAGUGGUGAACCGAAAAGCCUUCCAGGCAUGUCGGCAAGGAGAUGUCGGCGCCGUGUAUGCCUGGGACCAGCGGAAGUCCUUGGGCGGCGGCUCCUACGGAGAGGUCUUUGCUGUCAAGCACCGCUUCAAUGUGAAGAAGCGCGUGGCCAUAAAGCAAGUGGGCAAGGCUGGCUGCGACGAUCUGCCCAGGCUACGCAUGGAGAUCUCCGUGCUCAGCUCCUUGGACCAUCCCCGCGUCCUGCACUUCAUUGAGGCGUACGAGGACUACAAGGAUGUCUACAUCGUCACGGAGCUCUGUACUGGCGGCGACCUUCACAGCUGCCUCACGCAGGUCCGGGGCGAUACAUCCUUCACUCGCCACGCUGCAAAUCAGAUUCUGCGAGCUUUGGUUUACUGCCACUCCAAGGGAGUGUGCCACCGCGACCUGAAGCCGGAGAAUGUGCUGCUGGUGCGGAAGCUCGGGGAACUGCGCGACCCCCCCAUGCGAUUGGCCGAUUUCGGCCUGGCCCGGCAGAUUAAGGCCCACAAGCGCAACUUGUGCGACCAGAUCUCCCACGUGAAGUCGCGCGCCUCGGACACGUCUUUCCACGACGCCCCGCCGCUCCAUUCCUUCGUUGGCACUGCGGAGUACAUGGCUCCCGAGGUCAUGGCCGUUUUGAACUCCCACGUCUUUCACGUGGGCGGGAAGUCAUACGACUUCCGGUGCGACCUUUGGUCACUAGGUGUCAUUAUGCACGUGAUCCUUGUCGGGGAGUUGCCCUACAGCCUCGAAGAGCUUCACGGCUGA
Molecule: messenger RNA, 1905 nt
Organism: Symbiodinium natans
Lineage: Eukaryota; Dinophyceae; Suessiales; Symbiodiniaceae
Source: the annotation of a GenBank genome assembly